GAGGAGGGAGGGGUGGGGAGGAGUGAGAAAGAGAGAGAGGCAGACUGACUCUGUGAGCCAGAGAAUGGAAGAGCAGUGUGUGAGAGCAAGAGUGAGAGAGAGCACGAGUAUUCUGAGUUUAUGAGAGCGCCUCCACACGCAUCUUCAGACCAGAGUCACUUCAGUUACCGUAGGACAACACAGCAGAUUGCUAUCACAGCACACUGAGAGGAGGACACUAGAAGAAAGAGAUUGACUGAGAGCCUCUCUUUAUUAAGAGGGCACAUCGGGGGACUGACAAUAGCAGCCAACCAGAAGAGUCGUAGGUCGGUGUGUGCGUGAACUUCUUCUCCUUGGUGCCCGAGAGGUCACCACCCCUGCAAAGUGCCGACAUGAUCCCGGAGGUCUUUCUGAUCUUGUGGCUGACAGGUCACGGAGUGAAUGCCAUGUUUGCGCAGCAGCCUCAAGACUUGGUAGUUGUGGCUGGUCAGCCGGUCACGCUCCCCUGCUCCAUCCCUGGUUACCAUGGUGUUGUGCUCUGGAUCAAAGAUGGCCUCGCUUUGGGCGUUGGAAGAGAACUUAUAGGUUACCCUCGCUAUGCUGUGGUCGGUGAUCACGGAUCUGGCGAGCACCACCUUCGCAUCCAAAGGGUGGAGCUGACGGAUGAUGCUGUGUUCGAGUGCCAGGCCAUCCAGGCCGCCAUGAGGUCUCGUCCAGCUCGACUCACUGUGCUAGUUCCACCUGAUGACCCCGUUAUCAUCGGAGGGCCUGUGGUGAGCCUAAGAGCGGGCGACCACCUCAAUCUGACGUGUCAUGCAGACAAUGCCAAACCUGCAGCCUCGAUCAUCUGGAUCCGAAACGGAGAGGUGCUGAAUGGAGCCACGUACUCUAAGACUCUUCUUCGAGAUGGCCGAAGGGAGAGCACUGUAAGCACCCUCUGCAUUUCAGCCUCCAACAUUGAAACCGGGCAGAAGAUCAUCUGCCGGGCGUCCAACAAGGCCGUGCCCAAUGGGAAAGAGACCAGUGUCACUAUUGACAUUCAACACUUGCCGUUGGUGAAUCUCUCGGUGGAGCCUCAACCGGUCCUGGAGGGAAACCUGGUGAAGUUCCAUUGCUCAGCCAAAGCUAAUCCACCAGUCACCCAAUACAAGUGGGCCAAAGGAGGAAGCAUGAUAAAGGAAGUGUCUGGAGACACAUAUGAGGUCAUAGUGGAUCACUCGUUUUUCACAGAGCCAGUUUCCUGUGAGGUCACCAACCCUCUUGGGAGCACCAACAUCAGUCGGAACGUGGAUGUCUACUUUGGACCUCGGAUGGCUGCAGAGCCCCAGUCUUUACAGGUUGACCUAGGAUCCGAUGCUGUGUUUAACUGUGCCUGGACCGGAAACCCCUCUUUAACUAUUGUAUGGAUGAAAAGGGGCUCUGGGGUGGUGCUAAGCAAUGAAAACAUCUUGACAUUGAAAUCUGUCAGGCAAGAGGAUGCUGGGAAGUAUGUGUGCCGUGCAGUGGUGCCUCGUGUUGGAGCGGCCGAGAAGGAAGUCUCUCUCACCGUAAAUGGACCUCCGACCAUCUCCAGCACACAGACCCAUCAGGCUCCACACGGGGAGAAGGGACAGAUCAAAUGUUUCAUCCGCAGCACACCACCCCCAGACCGCAUUGCCUGGUCCUGGAAGGAGACUGUCCUGGAGUCAGGGACAUCAGGUCGCUACACGGUGGAGACAGUAAGCACAGAGGACGGAGUGCUGUCCACCCUCACCAUGAGUAACAUCGUACCUGCCGACUUCCAGACCAUCUACAACUGCACCGCCUGGAACAGCUUUGGCUCCGAUACAGAGAUCAUUCGCCUCAAGGAACAAGGUGGGAGCCAAGAUUCCCUCCCUGUUGCCGUGAUCAUCGGCGUGGCAGUUGGCGCUUUCGUUGCUUUCAUCGUCCUCAUGGGAACCAUUGGCGCAUUCUGCUGUACGCGCUCUCAGAGAAAGAAAACAGCUCAUCCAUGUACAGAAGACGCUCACCUGGUUAUGCCUACACUGCCCACUUCCAUCUGUGCUCAGCAGAGAGAACUUGCAAGCAAAAUUAAGACAGAAAACCUCAAAGGCGUGGUAUCAGCCAAGAACGACAUUCGAGUGGAAAUCGUACACAAAGAUCACAACGCAGCCCGAGAAAACGAGGAUCACUCCGCCAUGAAACAGCUCAUGAUCGAACGGGGAGAGUUUCAGCAGGAGUCCGUUCUGAAGCAACUUGAGGUACUUCAGGAAGAGGAGAAGGAGUAUCAGCACAUCAAGGACCCCACUAAUGGAUACUACAGCGUGAACACCUUUAAGGAGCAUCAUGGCACCCCAACCACGCUGGCCGGAAACCAGACCACAGAGCUCCGCCGAGACCCUGCCACAGCCACCACUGGCAAGCAGCGGGUUCCCACUGGAAUGUCUUUCACCAACAUCUACUCUACCUUGGGUGCUGGACCCAACCGCCUGUACGACUACAGCCAGCGGUUCGUGCUGGGCAUGGGCAGCAGUUCCAUCGAGCUUUGCGAGCGAGAAUUCCAGCGAGGAUCGUUGAGCGAUUCCAGCUCUUUCCUGGACACACAGUGCGACAGCAGCGUCAGCAGUUACAGCAAGCAGGAUGGCUACGUGCAGUUCGACAAGGACAGCAAGGCCUCUGCCUCGGCCUCUUCCUCGUCCCAUUACUCUCAGUCAUCGUCCCAGAACUCAGACCUCACGCGGCCACUGCAGAAACGCAUGCAGACCCACGUCUGACUGCAGGAGAUGGACAGAAGACAGAGGAAUCCAGCGCUGGGAUUGGCCACAGGGGAUUGAAUCCCCCCCAGAUGAGAAUCAGGAACCAGUUCAAGCACAUCUAGCACGCCAGUUUCAUUUUAUCCUCCACUUCUUUUGCUUUUAACGUUUCUUUGAUAUAUGUGGAUUUCUUCAUUUGUCCAGAUCUUAUUUAAAGCUCUGAAAAGCCUUACCGGUUUCAGAACCUUGUCUUGGCCCUUCCGAAUGCCCUAAAUAUCUGGGCCAAAAACCUCCUCUAAACAACAGUGUGCCACAGUGAUGUUACUUGCCAACGUAGAAAGAAGCUCUGAACAGAACUAGUGUCAUUGUUGUAGUUAUUUUGAAACGGCUUGGAAGGACCUCCUCAAAGAAAGCAUAACAACAUUGCUCAAAUGAGCUCUUUGAAGACAGUUGAUGAAGGCUACACUUCAUACCUCUGUAGUCCAUUCACUCCUCUGCACCACUAGAGAAAAAUUAUCUGUUGCUCUUGUACAUUAAAGCACAACUGUCAAAGUUGUAUGUAAAACUUCUCAAUGCCUCUACCA
Sinocyclocheilus anshuiensis is the source of this 3295-nucleotide messenger RNA. RefSeq names its product kirre like nephrin family adhesion molecule 3b (gene kirrel3b). The transcript has 17 exons. Gene Ontology annotation, molecular function: cell adhesion molecule binding. Gene Ontology annotation, biological process: synapse assembly; cell-cell adhesion. The record is from RefSeq and is a predicted model, not a curated record. Gene Ontology annotation, cellular component: plasma membrane; cell-cell junction. Bases 372 to 2732 code for a protein of 786 amino acids. NCBI's taxonomy places the organism in Eukaryota, Metazoa, Chordata, Actinopteri, Cypriniformes, Cyprinidae.